AUGUCUUCAUCAAUAAUUGAUUGUUUUCGAUCAUCUAAACAUGCCAUUUGUUCAAAAAUCUUUCGUGUAUUUGUUAUGUUUAUUCUAACAAUUACAACUGCUACUGUUGAAAUUAUUUAUGGUAUACGUUUACAUGCAAAUUCAUUGAUAGCUGAUGGAUUAUAUUCAUUUGCUGAAGGUAUUUGUUUAAUUGGUGUUAUAUUAGUUCUUCGUUAUUCACAUGGAUAUAAUCCUCAAAAAAAUAAUACAUAUGGUUAUGAACGAUUAGAAUUAUUAUUUGGUCUUAUACAAGAAGUAUUUCUUCUAUCAGUAUCAUUAGGUAUUAUAGUUGAUGCCGUUAAUCAUUUGGUUAAUCCAAUGCAUGUACUUGAUCCAUCAUUAAUGAUUAUUCUUGGUGGAAGUGGUAUAGUUGUUGGUAUUCUUGGUAUGCUUAUGUUUUGGGGUUAUCAUCAUGAUCAUGAUAUUGAAGAAGAAAUUACUGAAAAGAAAAAAAUUGAUUUCUUAACAUGGACAAGUAAGCACAUGAAAUCGAAACAUAAAUCACCCGUUUCGUUACAUCAAACUAAAGUUGUAGAAGCUCCAUUAUUGUCUGAACAGACGAAAAUUGAAACGGGUGAUCAAUCAAGUAAAGAUUUAGAUAUUGAAAUUCAACCACGAACUCCUCAACAACGUCGACCUAGUCUCGAUGCAUUCACGUAUGAAAAUGUUCAAAUAGAAGAAUCAAGAAUUUAUGCUACUUUACACGCUCUAUGCUUACAUUCACUCGUCGUUUUAUUAGAAUCAGUUAUUGUUGUUUCAUCAGGUUUAAUGAUUAAAUUUAUUCCACAUCAAGAUCCAAUAACAGGAAAAGAAAUUAAUACUUGGUUAAAAUAUGUCGAUCCAUUAUUAACACUUGCAAUGGUUGUUAUUAUUGCUAUUCGUGCAAUUCCAGUUAUAUUUUCAAUUAGUAAAAUAUUAAUUGAAAGUCUUCCAGGUGGUAUUGAUACAAAAGUAUUAAUGGAAGAAAUUUUAAAAGCACAACCAGAAAUUAAAAGUAUACAUAGUCUUCAUAUUUGGAGAGCAUCUGCCAAAGAAAUUUAUGCAACAAUGCAUCUUGUUUGUGAUGAAGAUGUAAUGUUAAGUACAUGUACACAUACAUAUAGUCGAAAUGUAGAAAAAAUUUUAAAAAGUUACUGUAUUCGAUAUUUUACAUUACAAUUUGAAUAUGUAGCAUUAAAUCCAUCUGAUCCAUUACCUAUUUAUCGGUGUGCUCAUGGACUUCAUAGACGACGACGUGGUCAUACAUUAGAUGAUCCAGUGACAAAAUUAGCUAAAGAUGCUAUAGUUCAUAUUAAUUAA
This is a messenger RNA of Adineta steineri, 1338 nucleotides long. The record is from the annotation of a GenBank genome assembly. Lineage: Eukaryota; Metazoa; Rotifera; Eurotatoria; Adinetida; Adinetidae.